AUGAAAACCGCACCGCAAAAACAAAGACGAAACGAACGCGAGCGCAAUCGCGUGAACCAGGUAAAUAACGGCUUCAACCAACUCCGCGACCGUGUCCCCACCCUCGCACCCACCCAAAAUAAGAAAAUGAGCAAGGUAGAAACGUUGCGAGAAGCCGUGAAAUACAUCCAAUACCUCCAAUGCUUGCUCCAUAACGAGGCGUCGGGCUCGACAAGUUUCGAUACAAAUUCCUCGAGUUCUCCGUUGUUAUACAAUGCACAGAGCUCACCCGCCUCAUCCAGCUACUUUUCCGAUAACUCGUUUGACGAGCAGAAAUUCUACACCGGCCAGACA
Molecule: messenger RNA, 333 nt
Organism: Mesorhabditis spiculigera
Lineage: Eukaryota; Metazoa; Nematoda; Chromadorea; Rhabditida; Rhabditidae
Source: the annotation of a GenBank genome assembly